AUGGCCCCGACGAAGGGCGGCAAGAAGGCGAAGGCGAAGGCGAAGAGCGAGACGCCGCCGCAGGACGGCGAGGCCGACGACAUCGCUCCACCCCCCGUCAAGGUGCAGAAGACCGUCUGCGCAGGGGCGGCCCUGGUCGUGGACGGGCAGGUGACAGGCAUGAACACCGACCAUUUCGAGCGACUGGAUGCAGCGAGAGACGACGUGCUGAACCACGCCUCCUUCAAGGGCAUCAAGACCGCCGCCCCCUUGGGUAUAGGGAAGGGUGGUACGAAGUCGCCUUUCAAUCUGGAUGACUUCAAGAUCGCCAUCAAAGAUGAAGGCGUCUACGAGUGCGGUGGCAAUUGGUGGUGGAUCAAUCAGAACUACCAGCCUGUGCGCAACGUCUACAUCAACGAGAAGAUGGUCGAGAAGGACAUUGCAGAGAAGUUCGCAAAGCCAGUUUCGCACGUGGAACGUGAGAUUCUCGUCGGGGUCAGUCGUGACACGCGCAAUGCUACAGUUCCAGUCGCAGGUACUUUGGAGCGUCUCUCCCCAUCAGAGUUCGACGACGCCUUUCUCUUGGCCGUGCACGCCUCUGUGAAUGCUGACGACAAGGCCGCACUCAAGAUCUGGAACACGGCGUUCCUGACCGUCAAGUUCCGGUUCGUCGCCAUAGACAACGAGGAUGAUAAGAUGUACAAGAGUAUUAAAGAACGGAAUCGCGUCAGCCACAACGCAGAGGUGGCCAGCCGGACCAUGCUCCAGCGUUUGCUCGAGUUCGUCUACGUCCUGCAGCGCUCGACCUCCAACCACGGACCCCUCGACGCCAAGGAUAUGGCCAAGCUCUGGAACGAUAACAUCGGCGGGACGUCUGGACCCAGUGGCGAGCCUAUCUCGGAGACCUAUGCCAAGACUGCCGUGGCCGUCUACAAGGCCAUGAUCCUGGACACCGACGUGCGGCAGGCCCUGAUACACUCCGAGAAGCACUUCAAUAAGAAAUCACCCUUCGACUCGAUUUACAAGCUCGAGGCGAUCAUGUCCAAAUGCAAGAACAACGGUGCCGUCAUGAGCUUCGUCAUCAACCAUAUCACCGACACCGUUCUCAACGGGCUCACGAGCCCUGGCGAGUACGCGCAUCGGACGAUGGUGGGAAAAGGUAACAACAACAAAGGGACGAUCGACGUGUUCAUGCUCAAAUACCACGCCCUGAUCCACCUGACUCUCGGGUUCCCGGGCGAGUACAGCAUCGACGACACUUUCGUCAUCGAGACUCUGAAGAAGAUCGGCAACCACCAGGGCUACAGGCAGAUGAGCGGCUACACAGCGGACAGAAAGGAGUUGUCGUGGUGGGCAAAGAUGACGAAGAGCGGCCGCAAGCUGUACGAGCUCAUCGAAGACCUGGUCUACAAGACUACGUUCGACGGCGUCAUCAAGCAGGUCCUGCGAAACGCUGGGGGCAACAGCCAAAGCAUGGUCGCUGAAGUCCUGAACACAUGCCCUGUCAAGGAUGCGGUGUCGGAGUUUAUCGCAGAGCUUUCGGCGGAGAAGCCUGAGGUUCAGCCCCCCGUCAUCGACUUGGACGGCGCAGGAACGGAUGAGCGUGGACGUGCUUCUAAGACUUGCGCCGCCAUCACUGGCGAAAUCUCGAUCAAAGAAGUCGCUGGGCAACACAUCGAGGCAGAGAUGGAGGAUAAGCUCACGCCGUGGCUGGAGUUUGCCCAGAAGCUCGUGUCGCAGUGGGUCGAUCUCCACGUCGAACCAGACACCGGCCCUCAGAUCGGGGACAUCUUGAAGAAGACCAACCUGCCGGACAUGAAGGGCACCCCGAAGGUCGACAACGUCCUCGCCUACUACGACGUCAAGCAAGCUGGGACUUCCAACGUAUCCCCACACAUCAGGCAUCCUAACUUCCGAGCUGAGCAUCUGCGCAAGUGCGUCGUCGGAUUCCAGGACGGCCGGGGUAGUCCGGACGAGCUCGUUGAGGGGGACAUGUUCAUGAUAUUGGACGCCCAGUCGCAUGGCAACCACGGCGCGUUCGCCACCGCGCUGAACAAGACCAGCGAGCCCAAGCCCAUGGUCAAGGAGAAGAGGGUCUACUACCUGAGCUACGACGAGCAGUCCCUCAAGAAUCGGAAAUCUACGGUUCGCGAGACAAAGGUCGAUCAGGUGGAGCAGGCCGUGGUGUUCACGGCGUCGACGCUGCACCUCGCCUACAAGAAGCGCAAGUUUUUCAACAGCUCCAACCAAGGGAACUCGAUAUUCCCGAUCGCUAUGCCGAACUAUGAGAACACAUGGCGCGUGCCGCCCAAGGUUCGCAAACAGCUCUUCGGCAAGCGCGGCGUGAUCUUGGCGGGCGGUGCGGCCUCAAGCAGUUACGAUCCCCCGACGUUCAAAGACGGCAUGGAGCCCUCCGUGGUGCACUUCACUGCGUUAGAGGAAACUUUCGCCCUCGUCUGCAUCCGCAAUAAGAUCAGCUACGUCGGGCUCGUGAACAGCGACGAGCACAAGCUACUCUUCCGUAACCGCUUGAUCCAGCGCGUCUACCAGGACCUAUCGACUGAGGGCAGCUCGAACUACCAAGCCACCUGCGCCUCGCUCAUGAAGGAGGUCGCUGGUACGAUGCCGAAGCCUGCUGCUGCCGACGCGACGGUCAAAGACAAGGGUAAGGACGACACCAGUGUGGCGGUGGCGAAGAGAGGCAAGUCUAAGGCGGCGGUGUCAGCCACCAGCGGAGUGCCGGCGGGGGACAAUCCACUGACGUCGAAGCGCCUCGAGAUCCUGGCGAAGCUCCAAGGGUUGUCCCAGGCUAACGGUGUUGCCGGCAACGCGGAGACUGCGUCUGCAGACGCCGUCCAGGAGGAGAAGAUCGACAUUGACUGA
Messenger RNA from Prorocentrum cordatum, 2862 nucleotides. NCBI's taxonomy places the organism in Eukaryota, Dinophyceae, Prorocentrales, Prorocentraceae. The record is from the annotation of a GenBank genome assembly.